GAUGACUUUGCGCUUUUUGGCUUGGCGGAGGGCACGGAAGUGGCAUGGAACUUUCGCGAGUCUGCGACAUGUUAAGGCAGGUUCAAAGCACCUUGUGGAGGGGUCAAGCCGAGAUGGAAAGGUGGAUUCUCGCAGCUGCAGCGUGAACAUCUCCUCUUUGGGCCGGAGCUCGGUGUGGCAAGACAUUUGCCAGCUUCUGGAAGCUAUGCCUGGCCUAUUGGUUCACCCGAACGUUUUCAGUUACACGGCUGCGAUCAGCUCAUGCAGAAGAGGUGCACAUUGGCAAGUGGCUCUUUGCUUCUUCGGUGCCAUGCAAGACAACCUAACCAUCAACCUGCCCCCUGGGUCGGCCUUGGAUGGUAUUGUGGUCGCGCUGAAACCCAACGUUUUCAGUUUCAACGCUGCCAUCAGUUGCGCCGCUGACGGGGUGCAGUGGCCACUGGCACUGGGGCUCUUAGAAGCGAUGCCCACGGCGGAAGUUAUAAGCUUCAAUGCGGCCAUUGCAGCGUGCGACAAGGGCAAUGAGUGGCAGUUCAUUGAGUAUCGACAGUGCCUGAAGAUCAGUGCCGAUCAGGCAAGCAUUGCUCUUGUUUGCUUUAACUCGACCAUCAGCGCCUUUGCCGGCGAUGGAUCGACGCCUUGGGAGCGAGCGCUUGAGCUUUUCACGGCCAUGGCAGUGGCAGAAGUGCAGCAGGAUGUCAUCAGUUUCAACUCCACCAUGAGUGCCUUGCAGCUGGGCAGCCAAUGGCAGCGGGGCCUCAACCUCUUCGCCCAGCUGACGAUGCGGUCCGCAGCGGAUGUGGUCAGCUACAGCGUCGCCAUCAGCUGCUCCCAGCGUGGCCGGCACUGGCGGUUUGCGCUGCUGUUGUACGACUUGAUGGCCCUGCGGAGCGUCCGGAGGGACGUGGUGUGCGCCAACGCGGUGAUGAAUGCAUGUCAAGAAGCUGAGCAAUGGCAGCAGGUCUUGAAGUUCUUGCAGCGAAUGGGACAAGCAGUGCUUCAGCCAAACCUUCUCAGUUUCAUCUCUGCCAUCACAGCCUGCGGCCGCAGCAGCCACUGGCAACGAGCUGUUGAUCUCUUCGCCAGCGCUGACCGCGAGGUGCAGCACAGUGUGGUCAGUUUCAAUGCCACCAUCAGUUCCCUCGAGAAGGGCGGCCAAUGGCAGCAGGCAAUGCAGCUCUUCCAGUCCAUGCAGAGGCGGGGACUGCAGCCAACGCUGGUGUCCUUCAACGCCAUGAUCAGUUCCUUUGAGAAAGGGGAACGCUGGCAGCAGGGUUUGCUCCUGUUUCAUGCCAUACCUGCAACCGACCAGCCGGACAUCAUCAGCUUCAAUGCCGCAAUGAGUUGUUGCGAGAAGGGUCAGCGCUGGAGUGAAGCCUUGCAGCUCUUCCGGAUGAUGUCGCAGGUCUCCGUGCAACCAGAUGUGAUUAGCUACAGUGCAGCCAUCAGUUCUUUCGAGAAAGCUUCGGAGUGGCAGCUGGCGUUCCAAUGCUUUCGAGCUCUCUGUGACUCCAAGUUGCGACCGAACCUGAUUUGUUUCAACACAACCAUCAGCGCAUGUGAGAAAGCCGGGAGUUGGGCGGAGGCACUGGAGUUCUUGCUUGCAGAAAUGCCAAGAGCCAAGGUCUUGCCGGACAUUGUCAGCUUCAACGCAUCCUUGAGUGCAUGCGAGAAGCUGCAACAAUGGUCGCAGGUCCUGGACUUGUUUCACCUGAUGCCCUUGGUGGCUAUCCAACCCGACAUCGUGAGCUUUUGUGCUACAAUGAGUUCCUGCGAGAAAGCUUCGUUGUGGCACAAGGCUCUGGGAUUCUUUUCUGCCAUGCCGAAGGCCACCGUGCAGCCAACGACUUUGAGUCUGAAGAUCGCGGUCGCUGCCUGCGAAAGGAGUGGUCAAUGGUGGCACUUGCAUCGUCUACGACACUGA
Messenger RNA from Cladocopium goreaui, 1924 nucleotides. The record is from the annotation of a GenBank genome assembly. NCBI's taxonomy places the organism in Eukaryota, Dinophyceae, Suessiales, Symbiodiniaceae.